GGAAUUUUACCAGAGAGCAGUCCAAAGAAGCCACUCGCCAACUUCAUCCUCGCGCAACUUCCUUCCUGACUCCUUGCCAUGUCAACUCAAGCCCACGCCGAACCCUCCCGUGUGCUCUUUCUCGAAAACUUGGCCCCUCAGGCGACGAACGCCGACAUUGAACAAUUUCUCGAACAUUACGGCGACGUCGACAAAGUCAUUCUCCUCCGCAAGAAAUACAUUCACACCUCCCCUUCCACCGACUCCAAGAACACCCAAAAUGCUCUCGUCCAGAUGUCAAACGUGGACGAUGCCAUUGCUGCCCAUGACGCGAGCAAUGACGAACCUGCCGUCCUGUUUGGACUGGCCGUGUCGAUUUCGUACUCGAAGAACCAGGAGUUGCGUGGCCAAGGCAGCGCUGCGACACCCCCCGCUGUUCCCCAGCAACAUCAGCCGCGAACCUAUAACAAGCACAACGCCCGCAACCAUGUUGACGUAGCCCAGAAUCGAAUCUUGUUGGUGACGGUGCAAAACCCGUUGUAUCCCAUCACGACGGACUUGAUUGGUAAGGUGUUCAACGUGUACGGGCAAGUUGAGAAAGUCGUCAUCUUCAUGAAACCUGUCGGGCUGCAGUGCUUGGUGCAAUUUGUCCACGUCCCCGAUGCUGUGACGGCCAAGAGUAAGCUCGACGGCGAGGCCAUCUACCCGGACUGCUGCUUCAUGGUGAUUAGUUAUUCUAAUCUUUCGGAAUUGUCCGUCAAGGAGAACAGCCUCAAGACCCGCGAUUUCACCAACCCAAAUUUACCUGUACCUGUGAUGGACACUGCGAUCAACGCGCCGCAGUCCACGAUCUCUUUGCCGUUCAACCCUCCGAAUGGGAAUGUUUCAGUUAACACCGUGCAAAAGCUGCAUGGCGCAGGCGAUGGCCAGGAUGCUUUUUCGCCGGUGCUGCUCGUGUGCAAUUUGAAGGAAACCGUGUCAUGCGACCAACUGUUCAAUUUGUUUUCGUGUUAUGGCAACAUCACACGUGUCAAAAAGUUGCAUUCGAAAACGGACCACGCCUUGAUUCAGUUUGUGAACGAGGCGUCAUCUGAGUCAGCGCUGACCCAUCUCCGUGGGUUCGUCUUCGAAGGCAGAUCGCUUGAAAUCCGCUUCUCCAAGCACCGCUACAUCAUUGCCGCAUCCCGGGCCGGUUCCGCGGACGAUGACGAGGAAGACGAUAGCGUGACGGCGAAGGAAUACUCUCUGUCCGUGAACCGCUUCACGGGGAAAUUUGCCAACUACACCAAGCAUGUUUACAGUCCCACGAAAGUGAUCCACAUUUCAAACCUUGUCGAAGGAUUUGAGAUAGAGGACUUGACCGAGCACUUGCGUCAAUUCGGACGCAUGGACCGCGUCAAGUUGAAAGUGUUUGAAAACGCCAAAGGCCAUCCGCAAUUGCUGGCCGAGUUUCCAUCCAUCGAGAGCGCCACCAACAUGCUUGCAGCUGCGCAUAACUCGGAGUUUGCCGACAAGAAAUUGAAGAUCGCUUUCUCGCGCAACAAUGCCCAUUCCGCCUAAUAGUCGCGAUUUUAUUUGAAGUUAUCCAGCACUUCGUUGCACAUUGCAUUUCGGCUUUCAAUGUACUAGUAACUUACCCAGUGGACACACACCAUCCGACAGCAACUCCCCCAUCUUCU
Messenger RNA from Aphanomyces invadans, 1658 nucleotides. RefSeq lists its product as hypothetical. Gene Ontology annotation, cellular component: nucleus. The record is from RefSeq and is a predicted model, not a curated record. Gene Ontology annotation, molecular function: mRNA binding. Bases 79 to 1539 code for a protein of 486 amino acids. Lineage: Eukaryota; Oomycota; Saprolegniomycetes; Saprolegniales; Verrucalvaceae. The transcript is spliced from 8 exons. Gene Ontology annotation, biological process: regulation of RNA splicing.